CCAUCAUUCCUGUCGCUCAGCGUUACAUUAACCGAUGAUUCUCACUUACGUGAUGACGUCGCCUAGAGCGACAGAAAAUAUUCAAGAUGGGGCUUGAAAGUACUAUGGUUUGUGUGGAUAACAGUGAAUACAUGCGCAAUGGAGACUUCUUACCCACCAGACUUCAGGCUCAGCAAGAUGCUGUCAACAUCAUCUGCCAUUCAAAAACUCGCAGUAACCCAGAAAACAAUGUGGGACUCAUCACUAUGGCCAAUAACUGUGAGGUCCUGACCACACUGACCCCCGACACUGGGAGGAUUCUCUCCAAGCUUCAUGCUGUUCAGCCUCGAGGAGUUAUCAGCUUCUGUACAGGCAUCAGAGUAGCACAUCUGGCAUUAAAACACAGACAAGGGAAGAACCAUAAGAUGAGGAUCAUCGCCUUUGUUGGAAGCCCUGUGGAGGACCAGGAGAAAGAUUUGGUGAAGAUGGCGAAGCGUCUGAAGAAAGAGAAAGUAAAUGUCGACAUCAUUAACUUUGGGGAAGAGGAGGUGAACACAGAUAAGCUGACUCUGUUUGUAAACACCCUAAAUGGAAAGGAAGGUGUCGGUUCUCACCUUGUAACGGUGCCCCCUGGCCCGAGCCUGGCAGAUGCUCUAAUGUCCUCUCCCAUCAUGGCCGGUGAGGGCGGCACCAUUUUGGGCCUGGGUCCCAGCGACUUUGAGUUCGGAGUGGACCCCAGUGCAGACCCCGAGCUUGCUCUGGCUCUGCGUGUCUCGAUGGAGGAGCAGAGACAGCGGCAGGAAGAGGAGGCACGCAGGGUGGCCGUGGCCUCUGCUUCGGAGGCUGGAGUCACAUCGCCUGCUGCAGAUGAAUCUGAAAAUGCUCUGCUGAAGAUGUCCACGGCUCCUGCCCUUCCUGAUUUUAGCCGCAUGACAGAAGAUGAGCAGAUUGCUUAUGCUCUACAAAUGUCCAUGCAAGGAGGAGAGUUUGGAUCUUCAGAGGUCAUGGAUGUGGAUGCAGGUGCGGCAGCAGAGAGUGAGGCUACUAAGGUGUGUAUUAUGUCAUUGGUGCCAACACAACUGAUUCUUUUCUUUCAAGCCCAUCUUUUGUAUGUUCAGAGAAGAGUUUUUGUCAUUUUUGACAAUGGAAUGAUAAAGGGGUCAUAUGGCACGAAUACGUGUUUUUCUGUGUCUUUGGUGUGUUAUAAGUUGCCCAUGCAUGUAUUAGACAAAAGAUGCAUUCUAUCUAAAAGCGAAUGCUCACCCAGACCUGCCUGAAACGCCUCGUGUAACCACACCCCCACAAAUCUACGUCAGUUCGUGGUAUGAUUUGACUAAGACCGCCCAAAUGUAUACGCAAGUAAGGUGGGCGUACCUGUCAGCACAAUUGCUUUGGAACCUGAUGUUCCAAAUAUGGUAAGAG
Molecule: messenger RNA, 1401 nt
Organism: Triplophysa rosa
Lineage: Eukaryota; Metazoa; Chordata; Actinopteri; Cypriniformes; Nemacheilidae
Product: 26S proteasome non-ATPase regulatory subunit 4-like
Exons: 9
Coding region: 87-1256 (389 amino acids)
Biological process (GO): proteasome-mediated ubiquitin-dependent protein catabolic process
Cellular component (GO): nucleus; proteasome regulatory particle, base subcomplex; cytosol
Molecular function (GO): polyubiquitin modification-dependent protein binding
Source: RefSeq, a predicted model, not a curated record